This is a messenger RNA of Leptosia nina, 264 nucleotides long. Lineage: Eukaryota; Metazoa; Arthropoda; Insecta; Lepidoptera; Pieridae. The record is from the annotation of a GenBank genome assembly.
AUGUGCCUAGUAAAUGACACUGAAGCAAUAUCAGGAUUAGGUGCGUCAGACGCUAAGUCUGGCGCACGGCCAACCCUUUCCGGCACGAGACCGAUAUUUUCACGAGAUAAGCCAGUCCAGUGGGAGUUAAAAGCAACAACACUAACAAUGGCGUGCCAACGAAUUACUCGAAAAAUUAUUUCGCACGCAAAGAAAAUCAUUCACGUUUUUCUAUUGUUCUCAAGGCUGUACUCUAUCGGACGACCUUGUCAGAAAUCUGGAUAA